This is a messenger RNA of Mizuhopecten yessoensis (Yesso scallop), 607 nucleotides long. RefSeq names its product haloacid dehalogenase-like hydrolase domain-containing 5. Gene Ontology annotation, biological process: glycerophospholipid biosynthetic process. Gene Ontology annotation, cellular component: mitochondrion. The record is from RefSeq and is a predicted model, not a curated record. The transcript has 5 exons. NCBI's taxonomy places the organism in Eukaryota, Metazoa, Mollusca, Bivalvia, Pectinida, Pectinidae. The annotation marks the transcript as partial.
AUGGCAUUUUCAACCACCACUCGUCGUAACUUAUUCAAAUGUAUGUGCCGAACGACAAAUAGGAAAACACUGACAACUCAGACUGACAUGUUAAAGUUUGGCUUCAUGUUUGAUAUUGAUGGUGUCAUUGUCCGUGGGAAGAAGUUAUUACCAUAUGUUAAAGAAGCAUUCCAGUUACUUACAGACAGAUACGGUAACUUCAGGGUCCCAGCUGUGUUUGUUACAAAUGCUGGGAACACCCUCCGUCAAGACAAAGCAGAACAGCUCUCCGAAUGGCUUGAUGUCAAGGUGAGUAGUGAUCAAGUUGUGAUGUCACACAGUCCUCUAAGGAUGUUUCCAGAGUUUCACGAUAAACAUGUACUGGUGUCCGGACAAGGUCCUGUGGUGGAGAUAGCACAGAAUCUGGGAUUCUCAAAAAUCACAACGAUAGACCAAAUACGUCAAGUUUUCCCUAACUUAGACAUGGUGGAUCACAAGAGAAGGAGAUCAUCUCCUAGAGAAGAAGACAUGAGAUUAUUUCCACCGGUAGAAGCGGUUAUUCUGUUCGGUGAACCAGUGAGAUGGGAGACCAAUCUACAGAUCAUCAUUGACGUUUUACUUACCAAUG